This is a messenger RNA of Chaetomium globosum CBS 148.51, 1194 nucleotides long. RefSeq lists its product as uncharacterized. Lineage: Eukaryota; Fungi; Ascomycota; Sordariomycetes; Sordariales; Chaetomiaceae. The transcript is spliced from 5 exons. The record is from RefSeq and is a predicted model, not a curated record. The coding region runs from base 1 to 1194 and encodes 397 amino acids.
AUGCAGGCGAGAGUUUUGGACAAAGAAAAAGCGGCAAAGACAUGUUUGGCAAACAAAUGUAAAGACAAAAUAUAUGGGCAAGGCAAAAAAGGCAAGUGUGGAACCGAGAUAUCAAGCAAGGGAUGGAUAAUUACCCCGACUCACGAUGUUGAUCCAGUCGAUGCCUUGGUGUUGUCUGGCUUGCCGCCUCGACCCGGAGCGCCGGGGUAUUCCCAGUCAAUGUCGACGCUAUCCUACAAGGUGUUCAGGAAUUCUAGCACGUCGUUGGCAAAUACGCGCCUCAACUCUGCCGCCAGCGCAGUGAAAGCUGUCGAAGCCACUAAGAGGUCGCGUUCCUGGGCCCGUCAGAAAGCAUACGACGAGGUGUUCCUCAAAGCUCUCGACAAGCUCCCAAUCCGGGACCGCAACCGCGUCCCGAAAGCCUUUGCCGCAGCCCAGGAAGCCCAACCCAUCAACCCAGAGUCUCACAAGUCGAAUUUAGAUCAUGAGAAAAAUUCCGAAGGGUACCCGGGGAUCCAGGGUGCCCUCGGGGACUAUAACUUUAAGGUUGACUCCCCUUGGGGGUUGGCGUUGUACCGCACCGCGUACAACGACGAGGCUGCGUGGCGGCGGAUAGUCACCCAAAUCAAGUGCACUGUGGAGAUACGGGCACAGGGUUGGGUUAACAUGCUUAAGCGGCACCAGCUGGUGAUUAUGGACGACCAAUCACAAUUCGACGGCGCGACUAUCGACGAGGUCCGAGACCAUUUCCGCUGGUGGUCAUUGAAGGAGCUGAAGCGCAAUUGGCGGCACCCACCUGUGCCCGAGGAUGUUCUCGCCAGAUUCGGCUGCGGGUGCGAUGUCGACGAAUGGGACUUUGUGCACGGCGUUGAGCCUGCGCGGUACAACUACUGUUUGGUAGUCGAUGAUAUGUGUCUGGAGUGUGUUGAGUGGAUGAGGGAUAGGGCCGUGGUGAAGUUGGUCGACAGGACCUGGAAAUUUCGCGAGUACGGCCCCGACGACCUGCUGAUACCGGGCAAAAAUGGAGAAAAUUGUUGCUGGGACGGCGGUGUCACAGACUACCCUCAUGAGGAGGUGGGCUGGAUGUACAUGGAAGUGAAUGAUUACAUUACCAUGCAAGAGGAUCUGGAGGACGCCACCUUCGGCUGGGAGCAAAUCUAUUGGCGGCCACCUCUCAUCAGGGGGCAUGGAUAG